Molecule: messenger RNA, 470 nt
Organism: Adineta ricciae
Lineage: Eukaryota; Metazoa; Rotifera; Eurotatoria; Adinetida; Adinetidae
Source: the annotation of a GenBank genome assembly
GCCGAACUGAUUGCAAAAGCCAUUGAAAAUAGUCAAGAUAAACGUUUAACACUUUCACAAAUCUAUUCAUGGAUGAUUCAAUAUGUACCCUAUUUUCGAGAUAAAGGAGAUCGAAAAAGUAGUACAGGAUGGAAGAAUUCUAUUCGACAUAAUUUGUCUUUACAUAAUCGAUUCGUUCGUAUCCCAAAUGAAAUCGCAGGUAAAUCAAGUUGGUGGACAAUCGACCCUCGAGCGAAGCAAGUUCGCGGCCGUCGACGAGUUCAAUCUAAUGAUAAUUCGAGUAAAACUGAAAGACGUCGUCUAACCAAAACUGUAUCAAAUGACAGUUCGAAUCCUUCAUCAUUUGAUUAUUUAUUUUCUAAUGAACAAAUUCCUUCAUCAUCAAAUGAUAUUUAUUCAUCUGCGCCAACAUCAAAUCAACGAUCGUUUACAUCUGUUCGAGACAUGAAUAAAAAUCUUUACUCACUUUU